Saccharomycopsis crataegensis is the source of this 1563-nucleotide messenger RNA. RefSeq lists its product as uncharacterized. The transcript has 2 exons. NCBI's taxonomy places the organism in Eukaryota, Fungi, Ascomycota, Saccharomycetes, Ascoideales, Saccharomycopsidaceae. Bases 1 to 1563 code for a protein of 520 amino acids. The record is from RefSeq and is a predicted model, not a curated record.
AUGAGCCAUAUUCAAGCUAUACCAUUUAGACUUGUUGGUGAUCCAGGGAUUCUUUCUGAUGAACAUGAUGAUGUUGAUUUGGUCCUUUUAAAGGCACAGAAACUGGCAUUAUUAUAUGCUUUCCCUAAUGAGCGGGAUAAGGUGAGCCAUAUAGAUAUCAAUAUUGUUAUUGCUGCAGAUGGCAUGUUUUACUUAAACAGGACUCUUAAAGAGCGAGAAUUGGAUCGUUCGUACCGUGCUUUGUCCGAUGAAAUGCUGCAGAAUAUUAGCCUUGAGCAAUUCAGAGAAAUAUUUAGAAGACUAUUACUCCAUUAUGAUAAGUCAGUCGAGGAUUACGGAUUGGACGAAGAAAAUAUGUUGGGAGGCUAUUUUUUGGAAUCGGAGCUUAUUGUCCUUCCUGGAGGGACCAGUCAUUACAAAUUAUGGCUCAACAUGAGAUCGAAGGGGAAGAAGAACCCAUCCCCGGUUAAAUCAGAAAGGAAAAGCGUUUUUUCAUUUCUCAGUGUGGAUAAACAUGUUUGUGAAUUCACAUUAGGAUUUGAUGAUGAGUUGGUUGAUUCCAAAGGGGAUCCGAUUGAUACUGAUGAGCUUCCGGGACUGACUGGAUAUGCUAUUGCGUCGUGCGAGGAGAACAAGAGACAUGUUUUUGACAAAUUGAAAUACCAAAUUACUCAGAAAGUACAAGAUAGGAAAAUAAAAGAGUUAACGGAUAGCGUGUCAGCAAUAAAAGAUCAGUACCAACAGGACUUGGCCAAAGUGCAAUAUACUGCCCUCAGACUUGUAAAUUCCAAAAAACAGAUGAUUGCUAAGUUAAUUGAAUUUUUAGAAGGAGCAGAUAUUGACAUUGAUGAUAAUGAAGUUAUUGAAAUUAUCAAUGAUAAAGAUGUCUUACAUUCCAAAGUCCAGAAAACCAUUAUUGAUGAGGACGAGGAUGAAGAGGAUGAUGAGACUAUGAGUGAAGGGGAGGAACCAACGGGAGAAUCUUCACAGGGUAAAAACGGAGCGAAAAAAAGAAAAAUGAAAACAAAAUCAAAGAAGAAAGACAAGCCUGAACUCUCUAGAAAGAUCAAUCCAUUCAGGAAUAGGGUGAUUACUCGAAAGAAGGAGGUUCCAUUCUCCAUGAGCUCAACGAAAUCUGGGUAUGAAGAAUAUAGCGAUGGAGAAGGGAAUAAAACUGAGGCUAGUACCAAUGCUAGUGAGAGCGCUAGUACAGAAGUUUCCUCCUCAAAUGAAGAUGAACUAGAGCUCCAUGAAAUGAACCCGAUAAAAAGAGCAGCUGCCAGCCAAGAGAAAUCGCCUUCUAAGAUUCAAUUCAGACCAAAGUAUAGCACUACUGCCAAUGAUUUGGGAAAGAGAAAGUUGAAAAACGAGUUUCAAUUUGCCCAUGGAAAAUUUAAAGAAAAGAAAAAGGAACGAGUCAUUGACCAGGAUGGCGAUGAAGACAUGAGUGUACUUUCAUCGGAGCAGGAUACUAGUCGCAUAAACAAUGGAAAAACUGAAAGCAUUGCUGAAUGCGACGAUGGAAUGACAGAUGUCUCAACCUCUGAAUCAGAUGGAAAUUGA